This is a messenger RNA of Cuscuta campestris, 1763 nucleotides long. The record is from the annotation of a GenBank genome assembly. Lineage: Eukaryota; Viridiplantae; Streptophyta; Magnoliopsida; Solanales; Convolvulaceae.
AACAAACAGAUAAAGAGAAAUGGAGGGCGAGUGAUUUUCUUUAGAUUCAUUCAGAUGAGAUGUAUACCUUCCUUUGAUUUAGGAGUAAAUCAGAGAGCAAAUCAGAGACUGAGAGGGACGGAAAGACAGUCUUUUUAGUAUGGCCUUUUUAUUUAUUUAAGAACACGUUAUCAAUCCUGGAAAAUUUAUCAUCUCCGCUGCUUUAGAAGAAUAUAUAAAGAUUUAGCAAGCAUGGCUUCCUGUUUCUCAAAAUCCAGAGCGCUGAUUCCUCAUCUGCUAAGCUCGAGACUGAUCAUACGCCGGCCACCGCAUUUCGCUCCGAUUCCGUUCUCAACUCUCGGCGGGAUCGUUCCGCCGUACGGAUGUUGCCACACCUCUCGCCGUUCUCUUCAAUCAAUAAUCCCAUCCGAACCGCAACCGAUCCUCGAAGAUCACCCGCAGGUCUUGGAUUUCCCGGGAGGGAAGGUUAAGUUCACCCACCAUAUGAAAUUUAUUUCUGAAACCACCGAUGAGAGGAUUCACUGCUACCGCGUCCUCAACGAUGAUGGUCUCCCACUGACCAACAAUUUUCUCAAGAUGAAUAAGGAGGUUGCUGUGAAGAUAUAUACCAACAUGGUCGCGCUUCAAACCAUGGAUACCAUUUUCUACGAAGUACAAAGACAAGGAAGAAUAUCGUUCUAUCUCACAACCAUUGGAGAAGAGGCCAUGAACAUUGCAUCAGCCGCAGCUCUUCGCAUGGAUGACUUUAUCUUUCCCCAGUAUAGGGAGCCCGGAGUUUUGUUAUGGAGGGGAUUCACUCUACAGGAGUUUGCCAACCAGUGCUUCGGAAAUAAAGAUGACUACGGAAAAGGCAGGCAGAUGCCUAUCCAUUAUGGAUCUAACAAGCUCAAUUACUUCACCGUCUCAUCAACUGUUGCGACACAAAUUCCCCAAGCUGUUGGGGCUGCAUAUUCUUUGAAGAUGGAUGGUAGGGAUGCCUGUGCUGUUGUAUAUUUUGGAGAUGGAGGCUCCAGCACGGGUGACUUCCAUGCUGCACUAAACUUUGCUGGGGUGCUGGAGGUGCCGGUGGUCUUCUUUUGUAGGAACAAUGGUUGGGCGAUAAGUACACCUGUUAGUGACCAGUUUCGAAGUGAUGGGGUUGCUGUCAGGGGCAAAGCAUAUGGAGUCCGCAGCAUUCGUGUUGAUGGAAACGAUGCUCUUGCUAUAUUCAGUGCUGUGAGUGCUGCUCGCGAGAUGGCUGUUAAGGAACACAGACCCAUUCUUAUCGAGGCGCUCACAUACAGAGCAGGACAUCACUCCACUUCGGACGACUCCACGAAAUAUCGCCCCGCCGAUGAAAUUGAACUGUGGAAAGGUGCCCGGGAUCCGGUGACAAGGUACAGGAAGUGGAUUCAAAGAGAAGGUUGGUGGGACACUGAUGCUGAAUCCCAACUUCAAGCCACUCUCAGGAACCAGAUCUUACACGCAGUUGAAGAAGCGGAGAAGGCGAAGAAACCUGCUGUUAGUGAAGUUUUUACAGACGUUUAUGAUGCUCCGCCCGCCAACCUCCGCGAGCAAGAGAUGUCACUUAGAGACACCAUCGCAAGGCAUCCGCAUGACUACCCUUCCGACAUUCCUUUGUAGCACAACUUUUGAAAAUGCUUUCAUUUUCUCCAUGAGAAAUUAAUAAUCAUUUACAAGGAUGAUGACACACUUUUAUAUUGCAACACUAUGGUGUGGACAUCUGAAUCUUAAAGGAUUAAUAAUAAACUGGUGUUGACCCU